AUGCCAGAGAAUAAUCUGGUGUCUUGCAAUGAUGAUCCCCCCUACCCUCCUCCAACUUUCUCCCCCAAUUUCUUCUAUGCACAUCCGAAGCCAUCUCAGACAGCAAGAUCAAAGACAUUAUCUUUGUCAGCCCCCAACCAACCCGGAAUGCUUUUCCAAACCCCACUUUUGCGAAGGACUGACCAACUCUGCCUAGUCAUUCUGCGCCUCUUACACGUACCCCAGAAACGCCUUGCUGUCACAUUGAUGCACAGCCACGUGGCACUGAAGUUUAAUUCCAACCUUGCGUUAGGUCAGGGUGGAACUUGGGACAGCGACGACGAGUCAAGAAGAAACCGUGUAACGAGUAGUAACUGA
Sphenostylis stenocarpa is the source of this 357-nucleotide messenger RNA. The record is from the annotation of a GenBank genome assembly. Lineage: Eukaryota; Viridiplantae; Streptophyta; Magnoliopsida; Fabales; Fabaceae.